This is a messenger RNA of Boleophthalmus pectinirostris (great blue-spotted mudskipper), 2706 nucleotides long. RefSeq names its product dolichol kinase (gene dolk). The record is from RefSeq and is a predicted model, not a curated record. Gene Ontology annotation, biological process: dolichyl monophosphate biosynthetic process. NCBI's taxonomy places the organism in Eukaryota, Metazoa, Chordata, Actinopteri, Gobiiformes, Gobiidae. Gene Ontology annotation, molecular function: dolichol kinase activity. Gene Ontology annotation, cellular component: endoplasmic reticulum membrane. The transcript is spliced from 2 exons. The coding region runs from base 326 to 1897 and encodes 523 amino acids.
AAGCAAACAUAAAGAAGCAAUACAUGAAGAAGCAAGACAUAGCCCUUUAAGAAGGUGACCACGUGACCACGCUGUCAAAUAUGGCUUCCUCCUCCUUGGGGUGAGAAAAGCGACUGCCGAUAACAAAAAAAGACUGUUCUGUGUCCAGAGAACACACAGGAGAAUCUUACGUCUGAAAUAGUACAACAUUUAAGCGGUGCUUUAACCAUACUGAGAGCCUACUUGAGGAUGAAUGGUCCCAUACCAAGGAAGUGACAGAGGUUCAUUGCUGCACACCAUCUGCUCAGAUCCAUUCACUGAAUUUUGACGCUCUGGUCCUGCAGCCAUGGAGAUCAACCCAGCAAUAGUGGAGUCCAUUGUGGUGCUAGCUGUGGUGCUAUGUGUUCACCUGGUGGUCUGGAACCAGCACUCCUGGUGUAGUAUAGCCCUCAUCAUUCAAGCUUUCUAUGUUCAACACAAAUGGGACCGUCUGCUCAAAUCAGGAGGCGCUGUAUUUCAGUUUCGCCCUUCUGCAAACAGUGGCAUUGUCCCAGCCUCUAUGGUCAUGCCCCUACUUGGUCUAGCAUUAAGAGAGAAAUGCUCUGCCUCGGGAAAUGUUUACUUUGAGCGCUUCUCCAUGGUCAUCACAAUAACAGGCAUGAUGUUGGCUCUGUUUCUCUCUCUGAUUGCUCUUGGCAUCACUAGACCUCUACCCACAAAUACCUGCAUUAUUGCUGGUAUGGCUGCCAGUGCCAUUGUUUAUACAACUAAACAGACUCUCACUGUCUCUGAGGUCAUUGAGGUUUUGGAGGUGCUGUUAAUAUUUGUGUACCUCAGCCUGAUUGUGCUUUACCUCCUGCCUCGCUGCUUCACACCUGGAGAAGCACUUCUCAUUGUUGGAGGAAUCAGUUUCAUUGUGAACCAGCUCAUUAAACGCUCGCUGAAUCUGGCAGAGGUCAAAGGUGACCCAGUUAACUAUUUACUGCCAGUGGUAGUCUUGGGUUCUUUGUUACUGGGAAUGUUUUUUGCUUUACUCUUCUGCUUCAUGGAAUCAGAAACAUGGGUUUCAUCGCUGUUUUUUCACAUAAUGACUGCUGUCCUGGGGCUUGGAAUCCUCUUGCCGUGGCUGGCUUUGUUUAUUGGACGCCAUCCUAUUAUGUGGCUAAUAGACUUUCUCACAUUAAAUGACAAGAGACUGUGUCUUCUGGGGUAUUGGGUUUUGCUUGCAGUAGGGGCCACCUGUGUUGUUCUACAUCAAAAUUACCAGCGACAGUCAGGCUCGAAAAAGCAUCAAGCAUCAACAGUAGUCAGAAAGUACUUUCAUUUGAUUGUAGUGGCUACAUAUGUUCCGGGGCUGAUCUAUGACCGACAGUUGCUCCAUGUCGCAUCCGUUGGUUGCCUUGCUGUGUUUUUGUUCCUGGAAUAUGUGCGUUACUUUCGGAUACGACCACUAGGCCAGCUUCUACGGCAGUUACUUACAUUAUUCCUGGAUGAGAGGGACUCUGGGCCUCUCAUCCUCACACACAUCUAUCUGCUCAUGGGAAUGUCAUUGCCGGUGUGGCUGUUCCCAGGACCCUGUGCUCCUAAAGGGGUGCUCCCUGGAGCAGGGGGCUUGGUGCCUUAUGCAGGCGUGCUGGCUGUUGGUGUUGGAGACACCGUGGCCUCUGUAUUUGGCAGCACAAUGGGGGAGAUCCGGUGGCCAGGCACAAAGAAAACCAUGGAGGGGACUGCAACAUCAGUUUUUGCACAGAUCAUUGCUGUGGCAUUUUUUCUUAUUUUUGAUGGGAAUAUCAAUCUGAACUCUACCUACUCAUGGAUUGUUGGUUCCAUCACUCUGGUGGCCAUGCUAGAAGCGUACACCUCACAAAUCGACAAUCUCCUCCUGCCAUUGUACCUCUUCAUCCUGCUCUUGAUUUAAACAUCAAGCAAUUACAAAAUAUUCUGAAAAUGUUAUGUACACAAGCAUACUCUUUUGUAAGAACAAAACUACUUGUUAACUAUAAACAAUGCAUACAACUGUUUCGGCAACAUAAUGUAUUGUGAUAACUUUUCUGUCCCAUGACGUUGCAUUUAUUAGAUAUCAAUUAUUCAGAUUUUGGAGCACAAUGAUUUAAUUGUUUUUUUGUUCUUAAGAUAGCUAUUGAAAACUGGCAAGUAAAAUGGUACUACCUUAACCCUUUAAAUACUAUUGCCCUUGAAGAACAGACUUAGAUGUAAAAUAUGUAAAGUUUGCCUAUUUGUGAAGUGUGAAAGAAUGUUUGCCUUAAUAUUUUUUUACAAAAAUCAUGUCCAGGAGAACGUGCAUCACUUCUGCAAAGCCCUUACAUUUUGUUUUGUAAAAUGUAAGUAUAAUGCCUACAUACCCAAAUCAACAUUUCUGUUCAGUUAGAAUAUCAUUAUGAGAAACAUAUUAUUGUGACAUUGUACCUGCAUGAUCAUACUGUUUACAAUUUUAUUUUAUUUUUUUUAAUCCUUACUGUGAAGAUGAAGAUGCAAAAUACGAUGAGAUGAAGUGCAGUCACUCUUACUAUUCAAGUGCUUUAAUGUUUUCAGUGUAUUUCCAAUGUAGUGUUAUUUAUAAUACAUGCUAAUUUAUUAUCUUACCAUGUCUGUCUUACCAUGAAAAAACUUAAACCAUCUGCUGUUAAAGAAAUCAAUUUUAAUGGGCCCAAUUUGCUGGAAAAAAGUGGCAAUGAUAAUUAAACUGAAUAAAAAGGUUUGAAUUGA